Messenger RNA from Dermacentor silvarum, 2646 nucleotides. It is a transcript of the gene gkt, whose product is annotated as tyrosyl-DNA phosphodiesterase 1. The transcript has 2 exons. The record is from RefSeq and is a predicted model, not a curated record. Gene Ontology annotation, molecular function: single-stranded DNA binding; 3'-tyrosyl-DNA phosphodiesterase activity; double-stranded DNA binding. Gene Ontology annotation, biological process: double-strand break repair; single strand break repair. Gene Ontology annotation, cellular component: nucleus. The coding region runs from base 355 to 2202 and encodes 615 amino acids. Lineage: Eukaryota; Metazoa; Arthropoda; Arachnida; Ixodida; Ixodidae.
UUGGUCAAAGUAUAUUUUUCUAUUCGCUGCGAUGCGUUUUGCCGGAAAAUGUCGCAUUUCGGAGUUUCGAUUUCAUCGUACCCGUUGGCGUCAUGUGCUCCGUGAAUGUGCGGUAGCCGCAAUAUAGUAGCAGCCAAUGGUAACAUGCGGUCUUCCUCCAUGCAUGCGGUCCUUCAUAUUCCAUGAUAUGGCUAGAUUGACCUAGAAUGUGGCUGCGUAAACUGGGUUUUGUUGUCGUGCUUGAUUAUGCUUUGUGUCGUGUAUGUACAGUACAUAUGCCACCAAGACAUUAAUCGUGGAUUAACUUUCGUGAGAGGAGGGCUGCUUGCCUGACAUUUCCCGAGUGCUGGCAGCAUGAGCGAUUCCGACGCCACGAUCGACUCGGAUGAGUUGGAGUCCUUUCUUUCAACAAAGCGCAGACAAAAUAACCGAGAGAGUGACCACGACGUUCCGCGAAAACAAAAAAAGGUCAGCGAACGACCAGUCAAGAUACACGAGAUAUCGGACUCCAGCAGUGAUACCGACUGCGAAGAUGCGCCAAGUAUGCCCACUGCCAUCUCGAAGACCGUCUCUAAAAAGCCCGUGUCAGUUACUCCGCGCAAUCCCGGCACAUCCUCCGGCACGGAAAAACUCGCGGCUGUCAAGAAAGAAACGGCUAAACCUGUGAGAAGAACGGUCGGAGGAGGCAAUAAAGUUGUUCGCGACACCAAAGAAGCUGCAGAGGCCGCUUCGGACGAUCGGCCGGCGUGCAAAUACGGGCCCGGCUGCUAUCGCAAGAACCCGGAGCACGUACGUGCGUAUCGCCACGACGUCGCUGCAAAGCCGAAGCCGUCACGCUACAACGACGCGUUGCUGAGGCUCUACUACACGAGUGUCACGGGAAUUCCGGCCCGCUACAAUGCGGCUCAGAUCGCACGGUCCGUACGGGACCUGCUGUCGCCCGACAUGGGUCGCCUGGUGCGCUCUGCGCAGUUCAAUUACUGCUUCGAUAUUCCGUGGCUCGUUGAGCAGUACCCGGCCGAGUUUCGAAACCUUCCUCUGCUCGUGGUGCACGGCGAACAACGAGAGGCGAAAAGACAGCUGGAAGCGUCGGCGGCCGGCUUCCAGCACGUCUCGUUCGCUCAGGCCAAGCUGGAAAUUGUGUACGGCACCCACCACACCAAAAUGAUGCUGCUUCUUUACAAAGACGGGCUGCGAGUUAUUGUACACACUGCCAACAUGGUCCCGUCCGACUGGGCUCAGAAAACGCAGGCUGUCUGGGUUGGACCCCUUUGUCCUCGCCUUGCACCGGGCUCGAAGGACGGUGACUCCGAAACUGGGUUCAGAGCCGACCUCCUGAGCUAUCUGUCGGUCUACGGCGACAUGCACAUAAACGAGUGGUGUCACUAUAUUCGCACGCACGAUUUCUCGGCAGUCAAGGUUUUCCUUGUCGGUUCAGUGCCGGGAAGACACACGGGGCCAAGGAAAUCGUGCUUCGGUCACCUGAGACUCCGCAACCUGCUCAGUCAACACGGACCUAGCAAAGACCUGGUGUCUAACCACUGGCCCCUCGUUGCCCAGUUCUCUAGCAUUGGUUCUCUAGGUGCUAGUGCAGAGAGUUGGCUGUUAGGCGAAUUCCUCUCCAGCCUCUCGACAACAAAGGGCUCUGUGGUGACUGCUCGGUCAGUGCCGCUGAAGCUCGUGUUCCCAUCGGUGGAUGAUGUUCGCUGCAGCCUUGAAGGCUAUCCUGCCGGUGCCUCGAUUCCGUACAGCAUAGUCACAGCAGACAAGCAGCGAUGGCUGGACUCGUACUUUCACCGGUGGAAGAGCGACCGGUUAGGCCGCUCUGCAGCGUCUCCCCACAUCAAGACAUACACCCGGCUAUCACCCAGCAGCAAACAGAUUGCCUGGUUGCUUGUCACGAGUGCCAAUCUUUCGAAGGCUGCUUGGGGUGCCUUGGAAAAGAAUGGAAGUCAGUUGAUGAUACGUUCGUAUGAACUUGGAGUCCUACUGUUUCCAGCAAAUUUUGGGCAGGCGACCACCUUUGUUGUGUCGGAUGGGUCAAGUGGAAAUGAUGCUUUGUUCUUGCCUCUUCCAUAUGAUGUGCCUUUGGUCCCAUACAAAAAGGAUGAUGAACCUUGGACUUGGGACAGCCAGCAUAGAGAACUGCCUGAUAGGUUUGGGAACAUGUGGUGUCCACCUGUAAAUAGGAGGGGUCGAUAGGACAGUUAAUGCUUCAAAAAUUGUGAUGUGCUGCGGAAUAUCUAAAUGUUUAUUUCAAAUAUGUUUACCGUGCCUUUAUUAUUUUCUGUUUCCACUAUUUGUAAUGAACCCGAGUGCUUCUUUCCUUCCUCUCUUGCCUGGUGUGCAACUGUGAUGCUGUGUUAAUGCAUUUGCAGAUCCAAUUUACACUGCCAAACGUUUGCUUGCACAAUAAAAAAGAGUGAAGCAGCAUUUCAAUUUAAAUGCCAAACUCACUGUAGUACAACAUUCAUUUUGUUCAGUUUUUUGUUCAUUAUGCUUGCGAAAGUUUUAAGAAUUAUCAUGACAUGCACGUAGAUUGUGAUGUAAUCACUUGCUUCAUGUCUAAUUGUGUGGUAUGCCACUUGUUUUGGUGAUAGCUUAUGUCAAGAUAGUAAAUUUUCACAAUAAAGAACACUGUUUCUU